AUGGCAUACUCACAGUCUGAGGAAGACAUGGCACACCUUCAGAAGCUAUCGGCCGAGUUCCAGCCUGAUGUGACUGGACCUCUUGUUGGUGAAAAACAACUGACCAGUGCCCUCGUCGAAGAGUACGCUGCUGCUGACCCAGUGUAUCGCACAAAAACAUCGGCGCUGCCCCACAAGUACUCUCACUAUCGCACCACCCGUGGUGAUGGACGGUGUGGCUGGAGAGCCGUUGCAUUCGGCUACUUCGAGAAUCUCUUCCGCGUGGGCGACAGAACCAAAUUCUUGGAAGAGGAAACACGCCUCAAGUCUUUGGGCAAUGUGAUCAACAUGGCAGGUUACAGCCAGUUCAUCUGGGAGGACUUUGCCGAUGAGAUCUAUGCUCUGCUCCGCAAGUGCAUGUCAGCCGACGCAUCUAAUUCUGAGAAUUUCUUGCUCGAACAUUUCAACAAUGAAGAGAUCCAGAACCAGAUCAUAACCUACCUCAAGACGCUUACAUCGGCUUGGAUGAAGACUCGCGCCAAAGACUAUGCACCCUUUGUGCUGCCUCACACUGUUUCUAGCUACUGCGAUGCCAACAUCGAUCCUCACCAGAUCGAAAUCGACCACCCUGGUAUGCAGGCUUUGACUGAUGUUCUGCUGAAGCCUGCUGGGAUAUCUCUUGAAGUCAUCUAUCUCGACCGCAGUGCUGGCACUGAAGUGAACGCUCAUCAAUUUGCGCCCGGUCUCUCGAACACCCAAACCAUUCGUCUCCUCUACAGACCUGGCCACUACGACAUACUUUAUCGACCGGAACAGAUCUUCUCCCAGCCGCCACCUAGCCAGCCCAUCGCUGUGCCGACAUACUUGCAGUCAUCACUCCACCAUUAUGAGGAACCUGUCAUGGAUCUUGGCAUGUCCGAUUUCAUGACUAUGAUCCCUGGCAUGUCACUGCUGUCCAAUCAGUCUAAUUGGAUGCCGAACCAAUUCUAUGGCAUGUCGGACUAUGCUACCCCCCCUGAUGCAGUACCACCUCCACCUGUGGCAGCUCCCGCACCAGUACCUACGCAGCACCACGCACCGCCAACUCCAAUUGCCGCUGCCACACCGGCUUAUGUAUCAGCCGUCCAGACUCCUUCGCCGACCUCGACUACCGAUUAUGCUUUCUCUCCGAUGUCUCAGACCACCUUUUUCAACUAUGACCAGCUGAGCUAUGGUGGUAAGGGAAACUUCAGACCAUCCACACAUAUGUUUGAGCAGAACGGACAGAAUGUCGCAGCUGCAACCGCUCAGAACACUGUCUGCCAGACAGCUCAAUUCAAACACUCUCACUACAAUCGCACUCACUUCCUGAAUCCUGAAUUCCAUCCCGAAGAGUGGGAUCCAAGCAAGGAGUACAUUGUUCCCAACCCACGCAGCAAGAGCAAGUCGAGCCGUUGA
Aureobasidium subglaciale EXF-2481 is the source of this 1416-nucleotide messenger RNA. RefSeq lists its product as uncharacterized. Gene Ontology annotation, biological process: protein K48-linked deubiquitination. The transcript is spliced from 7 exons. Gene Ontology annotation, cellular component: nucleus. Bases 1 to 1416 code for a protein of 471 amino acids. NCBI's taxonomy places the organism in Eukaryota, Fungi, Ascomycota, Dothideomycetes, Dothideales, Saccotheciaceae. Gene Ontology annotation, molecular function: ubiquitin binding; cysteine-type deubiquitinase activity. The record is from RefSeq and is a predicted model, not a curated record.